Microplitis mediator is the source of this 4178-nucleotide messenger RNA. RefSeq names its product homeotic protein distal-less (gene Dll). Bases 1244 to 2437 code for a protein of 397 amino acids. Gene Ontology annotation, molecular function: DNA-binding transcription factor activity, RNA polymerase II-specific; RNA polymerase II cis-regulatory region sequence-specific DNA binding. NCBI's taxonomy places the organism in Eukaryota, Metazoa, Arthropoda, Insecta, Hymenoptera, Braconidae. Gene Ontology annotation, biological process: regulation of transcription by RNA polymerase II. The transcript has 5 exons. The record is from RefSeq and is a predicted model, not a curated record.
UGUAUCAUUAUACCGGUCCGCGCCGCGCGGUGUGCACUGCAGUUACUGGUCUAGACGCGCGUGUGUGGUUCCGUGUCCAGGCCUUCCCUCUAAACGUUACGACGUGCUCAACCGAAACCGCGAACACGCCGUUUAUAGUUUUCCUUCCGUCUUGUUCUUAUUGUUGGUUAAACUUGUUCUCAUUAUUGUCCCUUGGUACCGAUCCAUCAGCAGCAAAAGUCUUGCUGGGUGCUUACAGUUUGGUAUUUAACCAAAACGCGGAUCACGGAACCCUUGUCAAACGACAGUGCAAGAGUGUUGGUGAUUUAUGGUGGUUUAACAAGACUAGUGAUAGGAAAAAGUUUGAACUGGAUUUAUUGGAUCGUAUGAUGUCUGAGUUAUCAGCAACUAGCUGAUAAUAAUAGAAGCAAUAGAUUAAAUUGAAUGAGGAUUGUUUUCGAAAUAAGUCAUCAAACUUGGUGGUUAGCCGACGGGCAAUUAUCGCUAAUGAUUCGAGUCUUAAUGAUAGUUAUUUAUAACAUCUGUGCCGUUGUUCAUCACGGAUUUUAUUAAUUUUUUGGAGCUUGUUAGCUCAUCAGUGUUUUUUUACAUCAAGUGUUUUUGAAAUAGUGUUUUAUUAGCGUUCAUUUUAUCAGCAUACGGAUUUCAACAAUAAAUAUUUUUUUUAUAAUUAACAUGAAGAUUAUUUAUUAUUUAGUGUCUGGUAGCAUGACAAGCUGACGCUAGUGUACCGAGUGUCCGAUUAAUAGGAUCGGUGAGUUAUAUUUAAAGAUAACUCAGGUGUGUAGUGGACGUGUUGGCACAUUUAAAUAUUCAUUUGUGCGGAUGGUGUCGCGAGUGUCUAGUGACAUUAACGUCAAGUGGUUGGCUAUCCAGGAAUAAAGCAUCAGCAACACGAAACGAAAGCGUAUUAUUUUUACUAGAUAGUAUUAUAAAGUGCUCGAGAUCACAACAAGGGCACUAGUGUCGUAAUGUCAUAAUCUGGUCAGGAUUGAUCAGCAAAAAUAAAUAGUUUGGUAAAUUAUCCCCGAGUUGAGCCGACGCGAAAGCAUCGGCAAGCUCCAAGAUUCGGGCUCCGUGCGGCUUUCGAGUCGCCGCGACGUCGGCUGGAGCCGCGUACGGCCUCGACGUUGCUAUUAAGGUGGAUCGUCCGGGCAGCACGACGACGCUCAACUUUACGGACCUGGGGAGCCCAUUCGGGGCGGGCGACCCCUGUCCGUCGAGCACCCCGACCCCGAACAGUAUGUCGGGCGGACCCACGUCGGGUGCUGGCGCUGGUGGAGGAUCCGCCGGUGCUGGAGGCAACUCCGACAUGGACCAGCAUCUCCACCACGGCGGCUUGGGCUCCGUGACCCCUGGACCACCUGGUAACGGUGGUGACAGUGCCUCAAGCACUCCGGUAUCACAGUCCGGCAAGAGUGCGUUCAUCGAGCUCCAGCACAACAAUUUAUACAACCCCGCGAGCCUCAGGGGUGGCUACCCCGGUGGGCACAAUGUCUCUUCAGGCCACCAGUUCUCACACCAAGUCGGCUCACUGGGCCACCAGAGUUCGGGCCCCGGUAGUGGGAAUCAGCAGCACUCCGACGCGGGUUUUCCCAGUCCCAGAUCUGCGUUAGCUGGUUAUCCUUUUGCUCCAAUGCAUCAGCACAAUGCCUAUGGAUAUCACUUGAGUUCUUACGCACCACAAUGUCCCUCACCGCCCAAGGACGGUGAGUACCCAAACUGGUGGUGUAUGUUCACAGACCUCUCGCCAUUGGGUGACAAGGGCGGCAGCCUAGUAGACGAACUGGGCGGAGGUGGCGGCGGAUCCCUCAGAAAUGGCAAGGGCAAGAAAAUGCGAAAGCCGAGGACCAUUUACAGCAGCCUGCAGCUCCAGCAGCUGAACAGGCGGUUCCAGAGGACGCAGUACCUCGCGUUACCUGAGCGAGCCGAAUUAGCCGCCAGUUUGGGGUUGACGCAGACACAGGUGAAAAUCUGGUUCCAAAACAGGAGGAGUAAGUACAAGAAGAUGAUGAAGGCUGCGCAGCAGGGCGGCGGCGGGCCUGGACAGCAUGGCAAUCUCUUGGCUGGUGGUCCAUCACCUCAACCUGGACAACCUGGGGGUCUUAUGCAAGGCGGUGGAGGUAGUUCAGUAUCCGGAAGUCCAACGACAGGUUACCUGGGCGGAAUAGGACCAGGGGGAGGCGAGAACACCCCGGGGAGUUCAUCCCCCGGAAGCGAAAUGUCGCCUCAGCACAACGAGAGCCCGCCAGCGUCAGCCUGGGCCACAGAGAUGAAACACCAUCCGCACUCCCACGCUCCGCCACACACUCACCAUCACCCUCACACGCCUGGGCACCAUCCACCCCCGCCUCCGCCCCCACCUCAUCACGGAGGAUACAUGCCUCAGUAUUCGUGGUACCAAACGGACCCCAACCCUGCUGCAUUACUCACGUGAGUACGGGUCUGGCCCGCAGUGUAACGAAGACGAUGGGAACUCUAGAGUCCAAAUAAUUAAUCAAGGACUUGGACAUCCAGCCCGUGAGACCUGAGGUCCUUGCAGAUCCCGCUGCCCUAAAGAAAAAAAUUACAAAAGGUGCGAAACGUUUGGAAACACGUAAGCCGUCGACGAAAUGGUGCCCGAGCGCUCGACCAUCUUCACAUGUAAAUAAAUAAAUAAAUAAAUAAAUUAAUUUAUUGAUUGACAUGUCAACGCGGAAAUAAAAAUAACUAGACAGUAAUUUAUAAAUUUAAUUAUAAACAAAAAAAAAAAAAAAAAUAAAUCCACUAAUGUAAAGUUGGGCAAUUUGACCUACUCGACAUCUUCCGAGUCUCUCGCAACAAUACUCCAGGGUAUUAAUCCAAUCUACUCCCCAGCAGAUUACGGUCUCGCGCUUUCAUCUAGUGGCUAGACCCGGAGUAACCAACGACGACAAUGUUUUUAAUUUUUACACAACAAUAUUUACAUCGGGACUCACUCGCGACUCUCCUCUAUUUUACUCAGCUCAGUUUAGUUUUUAUUUCGUAAAAAGUUUAGAAUUUAAACGAACUAUUGCACAAAGUGAGUCGCGGAAACUCGCGAUGACGGCAUCAGUAUUUCGUAAAAUUUAAAUUUAAACCGCUUGAGGCGACACUUGAAUUAAUUAUUUUUGAGGUAAUGAGUAAUUGCAAUUUAAAAAAAAAAGUUAUGAACAAUCGUGAUAUAUAUAUUUAAUUAUUGCCAUUGGUCUGUCGUCUUUCCGCGUUAUGAAAUAAAAAAAAAUUGUUGGGAAAAAAAUGAACUUUUUUAGAGAAAAAAAUAAAAUGUUGAGUUCUUUUUUUUACGGUACUUUCUUUUGGUUAUUCCUUGAUACAAGUGUCCUGUACUGGGGUAAUGAGUAAAAAAAAUAACGAGGAAAUUGACUAAGUCGCGGGUUUGGACGACAACGAACCGUGGAAUCGUGAAUUGCGGUCAAGUUGUCGUAAAAGUUUGUCCCUCGGUGCAAUUUAGAGUUUUUUCUUGUGUAUCAUAACCAACUAACGAUAACCGCAAGGAGCGCGUGGCCUACGAUUUGCGGUACUCGUGGUACCGUAGUUACAAGUUACAAGUAACGAGUCACGGUACGAAAAUUCAUCAAAAUUUUAAACAAAUUUUUUUUCCGACAUCUAAAUUGACAGUUUUAAAUUCAAAUUCAAAAAUUAGACAUUGAAAAAUUUUUCGAAAAUUUCGAGUUCUGAUAAAUGCAAAAAAUAUCAAAAUUUCCCGCACAGAAAAAAAAAAUUUCUUGGUACGAGAAAAAAUUUAUUGACUCAAAAAAUUUUUUCUUGCUCUGAGAAAAUUCAUUCUUGGGUUGGAAAAAAAUUUUCUUGGGGCGAGUAAAAAAUUUUUGUGCCAAAAAAUUCUUUUUUUUCUGUGUGGUUGUUUCAGAAUUUCCGAUAAAAAUAAAGUAAGCAUUAAAAAAAAAAUUAAUUAACCUGCCGCUUAACGAGUCUUGAAAAAAAAAAAAAAAACCGGAUAUUAAUUCUGAACAUUAACCCAAAAUAUUUCCUCAUUGAUACAAAGACAAUACAAAAUACACUUUUUUAUCUUAUCCAAGCCAAGUCAAGCCAUUCAACUAUAAUUAUUAUUAUUAUUAUUAUUAUUAUUAUUAUUAUUAUUAUUAUCAUUUUGGCUCUUAUCGAUAAGCAAAGCUAUAGUUCCAUGAAAAUAUUACUCCGAA